GGUUUGUUUUGAACUUUGAACGCACCCACUAAGAAAGAAGAGCAAAAGGAGGAAAGAGCGGGUUGACCCACGAACCCAUAAAUGGAAACGGAUCAAAAUCCGAAAUCAGCGGAGAAGAAAGCUGUUUUACCCUCCUCAACUUCAGCUUAUCUUGAUCCUCACUACUGGAAUGAGAGGUUCUCUAAUGAGGAACACUACGAGUGGCUCAAAGAUUACACUCAUUUUCGCCACCUCGUUCGAGCGCAUGUUAAACCUGGUUCUUCUGUAUUGGAGCUGGGCUGCGGAAACUCUCAUUUAAGUGAUGAAUUGUAUAACGAUGGGAUCACUGAUAUAACAUGCAUUGAUCUAUCGGCUGUUGCCAUUGGGAAGAUGCAGGAACGUUUGCGGUUGAAGGGAUAUAAAGAAAUAAAGGUGUUGGAAGCCGAUAUGCUAGACCUGCCCUUUAGUGCCGAGUGUUUUGAUGUGGUUAUUGAGAAAGGAACUAUGGAAGUAUUGUUUGUGAACAGUGGCGAUCCAUGGAAUCCGCGACCCGAAACAGUGACCAAGGUCAUGGCUAUGCUUGAAGGUGUUCAUAGAGUUCUGAAACCAGAUGGGAUUUUCAUCUCCAUUUCUUUUGGCCAGCCUCACCUCAGGCGUCCUUUGUUUAACGCUCCAAAAUUUACGUGGUCAUUUGAGUAUAGCACUUUUGGUGAUGGAUUUCACUAUUUUUUCUAUAUCUUGAGGAAGGUUAGUGCAGAAACUGCUCAAGUUUUAAUUGUUUUUUGUGACAUAUAUGAAUCCAUUCUCACAUUUUACAGGGAAAGAGAUCAUCAUAUUGUGAAGAAUCUUGCGAGAAACGCGAAACGCCGGUGAUUAAUCUGCCUCAUGAAGAACUAGAGAGCGAGGACUAUAUAUUUCGAAUCAACAUUUGAUGAAAUGGGUUCUUAGAAUGUGAUUAAAAUGCCAUUUUUGCUUCCUGUUGUAAUCUUGAUUUCAUUGCAUUUCUAAUGUAACUCAAACAGUAUAACCUUCAAUCACCAAAGCAAAUGUUAUUUC
Messenger RNA from Pistacia vera, 1035 nucleotides. RefSeq names its product EEF1A lysine methyltransferase 4. The transcript has 6 exons. The record is from RefSeq and is a predicted model, not a curated record. Lineage: Eukaryota; Viridiplantae; Streptophyta; Magnoliopsida; Sapindales; Anacardiaceae. Bases 82 to 852 code for a protein of 256 amino acids.